GCAUUGAUGUCAAGGCUUUGAGAGGGACUGACAGUGACUGACAGUGAAUGCGUUUGUUGUGUGAAAAGGGACUGAAGUGUCGGUUGCAGUGAUUAUAAGAGCAAACAGUGGUUCAGUUGUGAACACUGUUUGUGAGCCAACCAUUGAUCGCACGCUUUCGAGCCCAAGAAGGAGUCCAUUGCGUGCACUCAACGGAUCCCGAGCUCCAGACGUCGCGCACAUCGCCUCCCAAUACACACAUCCACUCAGCCAUCGCUUCCCCCGCGAAGACGCGGCCGACGACUGUCUCAGUGGUGGACACGUGUGAAGACACGCGAGAAGGCGUUGUUUUUGGUGAUUGAAAACGUGGUCUGCGUUGGCAUCGAGUGGUGAAGAAGCGUUUGGUGACGAUAUGCCGGUCAGGUCUUCGGCAGAAUCGCAAUGCGCUCAGACACAGGACAUGGAAGCAGACAAUUGCAACUGUUCUGAUGGCAGGUGUCAUGAAUCGGACAAACUAUUCAAAGAUUCUCAACAAAACUCAUCGAAACAACAACUCAUUCAAAGCAAACACACCUUAAGAGGAGUUCCACUCAUGGCUUCGCACCGCCAGUUAGGAGUGACUCAAUCUCUUCUGUACAACGGAUCCAAAUUCGGUGGACACCAGAAGUCCAAAGGGAACUGCUAUGACGUCGAAGUCGUCCUUCAAAAUGUCGAUGAAAUCAAUUCAUAUCUUUGCGGUUACUUAAAAAUCAAAGGAUUGACUGAAGAAUAUCCAACUCUCACCACAUUCUUCGACGGAGAGAUUAUUUCCGGAAAAUAUCCGUUUCUGACCCGCAAAUGGGACGCCGACGAAGAAGUGGACCGGAAGCAUUGGUCGAAGUUUUUACAGUUCUAUCAGUUAUCAAAACAGUUUAAUUGUGAUAAUUUUGAUUACAAUCAACUCAUUGGCACUGACUUUGUAUUCAUGCGAUGGAAGGAACACUUCUUAGUUCCCGAUCACACCAUUAAAGUAAUCAUUAUCUCCAGUAAAUCAUUGCCUAACCCUCUCUUCCAUAUGAAGGACAUAAACGGCGCGUCUUUUGCCGGUUUUUAUUACAUUUGUUUCACCAAAUCUAACGCUACUAUUGAAGGCUAUUACUAUCACAGACAGUCCGAGUGGUUUCAGUCGUUGACUUUGGUUCACAUACCGGAGCACUCGAUACAGAUCUAUGAGUUCCGCUAAAAAACAAAACCAAAACUACUUUUUAGUUUUUAAACAUUUUUAAGCAGUUUUUUGUUUACUCCAAAAGCAAAGCCAACACAACA
Messenger RNA from Medioppia subpectinata, 1284 nucleotides. Lineage: Eukaryota; Metazoa; Arthropoda; Arachnida; Sarcoptiformes; Oppiidae. The record is from the annotation of a GenBank genome assembly.